Myxozyma melibiosi is the source of this 1008-nucleotide messenger RNA. RefSeq names its product YMR193Wp-like protein. Bases 263 to 826 code for a protein of 187 amino acids. Gene Ontology annotation, molecular function: structural constituent of ribosome. Gene Ontology annotation, cellular component: mitochondrial large ribosomal subunit. The record is from RefSeq and is a predicted model, not a curated record. NCBI's taxonomy places the organism in Eukaryota, Fungi, Ascomycota, Lipomycetes, Lipomycetales, Lipomycetaceae. The transcript has a single exon.
GCGCACUCGAUAGCUUUCCGGGGACUACUUUGUUUCUUCUUGCAGUUCUUCUCCGACGCUCUGGUAGUUUGAGGGAGAAUUUGCGUUACUGCGUGUUUUACCACAAGUCUGUUUGAGUGGUUUUGAUAUCGUGUAGCUGAGCGGAAAGCCUCGCGAUAGUCCUUUCUUCAAUCAUCAUUUUUCGGUUUCUCUUCCGGUCUUGCCAAUCGACGAAAAUAAUCUGUUUCGCAACCAGAAGCAGCUUCAUCUUUCAGACACAGUCAUGCUAUUUGGUCAAUUGUUCCGGAGCCGGGUCGCAGCCCUAGUCCCGACAUCGGCGUCGCCAAUGUCGCUUCUGCGAAGGACAUUCACCUCGACUGCACCUGCCCUGCGCGAGUUUAAGCUGGUGGUCAACCGGCGCGUGAAGCAGCGUCCUGCUCUGAAGGGCAAUUUCUGGGUGCGCCAGCAUCUCAAGACGGGCCGGAGGAUCAAGUAUCCUCCUUACCCCUACGGCGACGCUACGGUGUUCAAGCGGUCCAACCGCGGUCUUUUCGGCGGCUUGUUCCCGAUGAAAGGACACUCCAUUACCGAGAAACUAGAACGGAAAAUCAACCGGAGAUGGGUUCCCAAUAUUGUGAAGGCUACGCUGUACAGCGAGGCUUUGAAGACGAGGAUUAAAAUCCCAGUUGCGACGAAGGUGUUGAGGACGAUCAAGCGCGAAGGCGGGCUGGACAAUUAUCUGACAAAGGAGAAGUCGGCGAGGAUCAAAGAGCUGGGGCCGAGAGGAUGGAGAUUGCGAUAUGCUGUGCUUUUGCGCCAGCAGAACUUGAAGCCAAGCCAGCUGUAAUUAUCUAGAUAUGAAGAUAUAAUGUAAAUAUUUCCACCCUUACUCACAGUCUGAGUCAUAAAAACAUAUUUAUAAAAUAGUAUAUAAAUACUACAAUCGAAUAACAAUCAAAUAGAACAUAUAAUCAAGAAUAAUCGCUAUAAUCGGCCGGUCUCCGGGAAUCGGCCGAACCACCGGCUUUU